Messenger RNA from Hemibagrus wyckioides, 6458 nucleotides. RefSeq names its product SH3-domain binding protein 4a (gene sh3bp4a). Lineage: Eukaryota; Metazoa; Chordata; Actinopteri; Siluriformes; Bagridae. Bases 358 to 3255 code for a protein of 965 amino acids. The record is from RefSeq and is a predicted model, not a curated record. Gene Ontology annotation, molecular function: protein binding. The transcript is spliced from 6 exons. Gene Ontology annotation, cellular component: cytoplasm.
ACGAUCAGUUCACACACACACACACACACACACACAUGCGAGCGUACACACACACACGUACACACACCGGCUCUCCGGAUCAUCUCGGGUUUGAAUCUGUACACCCCACACAUUUUAAAAUGACUUAUGGCUGAUUGGAUACUGGAGGUCAGUCAGGAGGAUCUGAGCUGAGACGAACCCAAACACCUUCACCUGCCUUCAGUAACACAGAGACGUCGGGGGUCAAGCAGUGACGCCAAAAAUUACCCCAGUGUUGGACUUGGGGUUUGUGCAGCUUAAUAUGUACAGCUGCCAAUGACUGAAGCUUAUGUCUGGGGCAAUGGAAGUGUGAACAAGUCAGAGGAAGGCUAGUAAAAAAUGGCUGCCCAUCGCAUUCGAGUGACCAACAACAACAACGUUCUCCCACGAUGCAAGUCCGAAGGCACGCUGAUCGACCUCAGUGAGGAUGUGUCAGAGGCCAGUCUUACAGAGGUCAAAGUGCCUUCCCCCAGUGCCUUGCGGUUGGACACCAGUGCAUCUUUCGGGACCGCACAGGAAGUAGUUGCCAUCAAGGACUACUGCCCCAACAGCUUCACCACAUUAAAGUUCUCCAAAGGAGAUCGCCUCUACGUGCUGGAUACAUCCGGAGGAGACUGGUGGUAUGCUCACAACAACACAGAGAUGGGAUACAUUCCCUCUUCGUAUGUCCAACCUGUCGGCUGUCGAGACUCUUGUCUCAGUGACAGCGGAAUGAUCGACAACCCGGGGGACUCCUCGGAUGAAGGUGUGAAGGAAUUAGACCUGCUGGGAGAGUGGACUGGAAUGUCCCUGAAGCUCCCUCCACCUUACAACAGCAAAAACAACCCCUUUUCUACAAAUCCAUUCCUCAAUGGGACUGUGCAGAACCAGCUACAAGACCAGAACACCAACCAACACAACAGCAUUGACUUGCUUCUGUUUGACUCUCUGACUCCAUCUGCUCCUGUCUCCGCUGCCAGCAGCAACAACACCAGUAAUGGAUAUGGCAGCAGCAUUUUUGAUGGCACACCCACUAGCCCUAAUGUAGAAACCUUGCAAGUAUUCCACAAGGACAACCCAUUUUUCCGGAGUAAAAGAUCCUACAGUUUGUCAGAGUUAUCAGUCCUACAGUCUCAAUCAACUCCUCCUUUGCCACCAUCCGAGUUCUUUAGAGGUCUUAAGGCACCUUCCCCUGAACAGUUUAAGAGCAGAGAGGACUUCAGAACAGCUUGGUUGAACCAUAGGAAGUUGGCACGCUCGUGUCAUGACCUUGAUUCCUUGGGACAGAACCCAGGCUGGGGACAAACACAACCAGUUGAGACUAAUAUUGUUUGUAAGCUGGACAGUUGUGGUGGGGCAGUUCAACUGCCGGACACUAGCAUCAGUAUUCAUGUUCCAGAGGGUCAUGUUGCAGCAGGAGACACCCAGCAGAUCUCCAUGAAGGCUUUACUGGACCCCCCACUGGAACUAAACAAUGACAGGUGUACUACAGUCAGUCCUGUGGUUGAGAUCAAACUGAGUAACAUGGAGAUAAAGUCGUUCAUAACCUUGGAGAUGAAGGUAUCAGUAGAAGUAAAGAAAGAGAGCAGACAAAUGACAAAGAUUGUGUGUGUGAGGAGUGACAGUAAAGACGGCCCUUACGUCCCGGUUCCUCAGGCUUACAUAUAUGGUGACACAGUUCAGGUUCAGCUGGACAGCCUGGAACCAUGUAUGUAUGUUGCAGUUGUGGUCCAGUCCCACAACAUCUCCUUUAAUCUAACAGUUUGGGAUCAAGUACUGAAGAAAAUUACAUUGGGUCUGUACGGACCCAAGCACAUUCAUCCUUCCUUUAAGGCUGUGGUGGCAGUUUUUGGGCACGAUUGUGCUCCGAAGACAUUGCUUGUCUCUGAAGUCGGGAAACAAGCUCAGUCUGCACCGCCCGUCGCACUCCAGCUGUGGGGAAAGCACCAGUUUGUCCUCAACAGGCCUCAGGACCUUGAAAUAGGCAUGUACUCGAACAUGAGCAACUACGAGGUAAAAACAAACGAUCAGGCCAGGGUGGUCCGGGGAUUUCAGGUAAAACUUGGCAAGGUGAGUCGGCUCAUAUACGUCAUCACAUCUCGAAAUGCCCAAGAGCUGUCUGACUUCACCUUACGGGUUCAGGUGAAGGACGAUCAGGAUUGCAUCCUUGCUCAGUUCUGCGUCCAGACGCCACAGCCGCCUCCUAAAACCGGAAUCAGAGCCAACGGCCAGCGGAGAUUUCUGAAGAAGAAGGAAGUAGGGAAAAUCCUGUUGUCCCCUUUGGCCAUCACCACUAAAUACCCACAGUUUCAAGACCGCUGCAUCACCAACUUAAAGUUUGGUAAAGUGAUCAAAACGGUCAUCAGGCAAACAAAGAACCAGUAUUUGCUGGAAUAUAAAAAGGGUGACAUCAUCGCCUUGCUAAGUGAGGAGAAGAUUAAACUAAAAGGACAACUCUGGACCAAAGAGUGGUAUAUAGGUUACUAUCAGGGAAAGACCGGACUUGUGCACGUGAAAAAUGUGCUCGUCUUAGGAAAAGUAAAGCCCAUAUACUUUUGUGGGCCAGACCUCACAACCACAGUGCUGCUGGAACAAAUUCUUAAGCCCUGCAAGUUUCUUACCUACAUUUAUGCCUCUGUGAGGACUGUACUAAUGGAGAACUUGGGAAACUGGAGGGCAUUUGCAGAUGCCCUGGGUUAUGGUAAUCUGCCCCUGACUUACUUCUGCAGGGCAGAUUUGGACAGUGAACCCGAGAGAGUGGCUUCAGUGCUGGAGAAACUCAAAGAGGACUGCAACAAUGUGGAAAUGAAGGAGAAGAAAUCUUUUCAGAAGGAGCUCAUGAUGGCUCUUUUGAAGAUGGACUGUCAGGGUUUGGUGGUGCGUCUCAUGCUGGACUUCGUGCUCUUGACCACAGCGGUGGAAGUGGCUCCUCGCUGGAGGGAACUGGCUGAGAAACUGGCUCGUGUGUCCAAGCAGCAGAUGGAUGACUACGAAGCUCCACACAGAGACCGAAAUGGAGUCAUGGACUCAGAGGCCAUGUGGAAGCCAGCAUACGACUUCCUGCUGACGUGGGCGGCUCAGAUCGGCGACAGCUACCGUGACGUGAUCCAGGAGCUCCAGCUGGGUCUGGACCGCAUGAAGAACCCAAUCACCAAGCGCUGGAAACAUCUCACAGGAACUCUCAUCCUCGUCAACUGCCUUGACAUGCUGCGGAGCUCCGCCUUCAGCCCCGCCUCUCAUGACGACUUCGCCAUAUAGAAUGCAGCGACACGGCGAUCUUCUCCCUGUUUAGAAGGACUUGUUGGUGGACGGGGCUUCAGGACUGAUUUGCAUGUUUUACCUCAGUAGGACCUGUGAGCAGAUUGUUUUUCCAAUGUGCCCUUCCUCACACGCUGACCUUUGACCUCUUCUGUAUAUCUGUCCAUCGCGGUUUAAAUAUUUUAAUGAAGUGUGUGUCUCGACUCGAGUCUUCUCCGGAAGCCAAAACACUCUCGCUGGUUCACUCUCGCCGUUCCUGAUGGUUUUGUUAGCGCAUUUACUUUUUAUACAAUUUUUAGAAUCAGCUGUAAAUUAUUUUCUUUCAGUAGCAGAUAAAGAAACGUGAUGUAAUGUCUUCUAACACGUGUCGAACCGUCACCUCGCCGCUUUGUUCUUAGUAACUCUUCCUUUAGUAGCACAAACAGACAAUCAGCGAACCAGAUAGACACUUAGCCAUAAUGCUAGCAUUAGCUGAGAAUUUGCGAGUCGUCUGAACUUUACACGUUCCGCAUCUCUUUGAAUCUGUCAGUGUCACGUUUCCAAAAGUGAUCAGUUGUUGGAAUUGACGUUAAAUUCUGUUUUUCUUUGUUUGUUUACCUUCUUCAGUCAGAAUGAGGCUAAAGGCUACUUACAGCAAACUUGCUAACUACAAUUACUGUCUAAACCACUGAAACUCCACCCAUAGUUGGCGCUACAAUGCUAAUGCUAAAAAGCGUUCUUUACAGUGUUUUCUCCGCUGUAUGAAAUGUUUGUGUGGGGACGAUGAAGCUUGUGAAGCUCUUCACGUGUACACUGUGAGUGAUGGUCAGACUCGUGCUUUCCCCUGCUCUCCAUAAAAAAAAAUCACGAUAAAUGAUUUAAUCAUCCAAAAACAAGAAUAAGGAAAAAAUGUCCACUAUCUGAUUGUUAUAUCCAUGUGAGCUGACACUUAAUGAACCCAGAACUUUCUCCAUGUCCUGGGACAGAAAGCUAGAGCACCCAGUCGAGGACACCUGAGAUGGGAAGAGGGCGGGGCUUCCUGGGAGUGUGUUUGUGUGUGUGUUUAUAUCCGAUGGUGUGCUUUCAAUCACUGCACAGAAAGAAGACUGCAGGAGUAUCUAGUGAUCACACCAGUGUCGCACCAGUGCCGUCUAACGUUACACUGCAGAGCUGCUACACAAAAUACACAAAACUGUUCAAGGAUCACAGACUAAUCUAAUCUAAUCUAAUCUAAUCUAAUCUAAUCUAAUCAAAGGAAACAUUACUAUCAUGGCUGUAUCACAUAUCACACAGCUGUAUUGCUAGAGAAAGGACACUAAAAACUAAAUCUGUGUUAAUCCUGAUGUAGUGCAUUGUGGGUAACACACACACACUCUCCUGGAGUAACCACUACACAUUUUAGCAGCACCAGAUCCCCAGAACACUGGCCAGUGAUGGACUGUAGCCUGAAGGAGAAGGAGAGAAAGUGUUUUCAUUGCCAAAUACUGAUCUGUGUUAAGUGUUAAGUUGCAGUAUUAUUCAUCCAUCUUUCUUUUAUCCCUUUAUUCUUUCUUCUUUUCUACUUCAAUGUUUCUGUUUCUACUUGCUAGUGUUUAGAUGAGCGUGCUGCACACGCUGCUGAUGGUGUUAGUGUUAAGUGAAUGACCGUGUGUUGUGUGUAUUAGUGUGUAGUUACAUCCCCACACACUUCACACUCGUCUGCUCAGUCACACUGUGUCUCUGUGUCUCCUCUCUGAUCCAUCUUCUCAUUUCUGUCUCCUGGACGCAGGAGCCGUAGGGAAUUCAGCAUCUCCCAGGGGGCGGAGUUUCAGCCAGGUGUUUAGGGGAGGUGUCCAAUCAGACUGCUGUACAGUGUGCUGGAAUCUGAUAAAUAAAUAAAUGCGCUGUCAGUUUGGAAACCUUGUGUUUCUGAAUUUAUUCCAGGAGAAGUGUCAGGAUCUGUGUGUGUGGUUCAGACCAGAGCAGAGAGAAGGAAACUCAUGAACAAACUCAUUUUCAGAGAGUGACCACAGGAAACCCUGAGAAACACUACAGGAUGGUCAGCGUGAAGCCACGACUGUUUACACUGAAAUAUUUACUACGGUCACUUUACUAACAAAUUUCUGACCUCUGUCAUGAACAGUUUCUCCUUUUCACCGCUCAGCGGUGAUGGGCAUCGUGUUAAUGACAUCAUAAGUUAGUUGUUGCCCUGGCAACAGCGACUUGAGGGCACUUGAAGAAACUUAUCCGCAAUCUGAACUUAAGAACCCUGGAAGAUGAACAUCAUCUUUUAAACAUCAACACUUACACCUCCUCAUACAGCUCCAGACACACACACACACACAUCAGAGUGAAAUGGAGUGAACUCACCAGGCCAUAGUUUCCUACAUUACAUUCAUUUAUCUGUUUCAGAUAGAGACCGACAGAAUAGUGUGUGUGUGUGUGUGUGUGUGUGUGUGUGUUAAUUAAAGUGCAGUAAUCAGUUAAUCAGGUUUUGCCAUUUCACUGCCUGGCAGAUUCAGAAGAAUUCUCUCAGUAGAUCAUUUGUGAGGCACUUAGUCCUGAUUCACUAAUUACACACACACACACACACACACACAACUGAUUAAUAACACCAAUAAAGUAAAUUUUCAGGGCAGUGAAUGAGUCAAUGACUCUCAAUAAGUAUACUGAAGAUAUUGGCAAGAAGAAUACAGUCAGCAAAACGAGGAAGGAAGAGAGAGAGACAAAGAGAUGUAUUGUGCAGGUGCUGAAAAAUACUAAAGGCUGCUUAGAUUAACGCCUCAGGUAACACACACAUGUACAGUGUGUGUGAGUGUGUGUGUGUGUGUGUUUUAGACCUUCAAUAAGACCCUAUCUCAGUCACUCCAGGUCUCUGUCUCCUGGUGAGUGUCCUUAACACCCCCUUAUACACAACAAUCUCUCAGAACUGCGUGUGUGUGAGUUGCAUGUGGUGAUGUUUCUGAGUGGGCGGAGCUUAGGUUUAAUUACCAGUCAACUGGAACAAAAUGGAGGCACAUACGCACACACACACACACACACACACACACGCACACGCACACACACACACAUUCCUUCCUUCCUUCCUGUUUCCUUCAGGCUUUAUGUAUAGCAGAAUGGCAGGAACUUUGCCUUGUGUUUAUUUGUUGAUCUCGUUCCUCCUCCUCCGUCUCUUCGUACUGUGAGCGUAAAGAUUUCACAAACAUUUCUGAUGUUUUAUCACUAGCACUUAGAAAAGCUGUUCU